This is a messenger RNA of Sinocyclocheilus rhinocerous, 3240 nucleotides long. Its product is annotated as arf-GAP domain and FG repeat-containing protein 1-like. The transcript is spliced from 15 exons. The coding region runs from base 690 to 2474 and encodes 594 amino acids. The record is from RefSeq and is a predicted model, not a curated record. Gene Ontology annotation, molecular function: GTPase activator activity. Gene Ontology annotation, biological process: acrosome assembly; spermatid nucleus differentiation; intermediate filament organization. NCBI's taxonomy places the organism in Eukaryota, Metazoa, Chordata, Actinopteri, Cypriniformes, Cyprinidae. Gene Ontology annotation, cellular component: cytoplasmic vesicle; cytoplasm; membrane.
UUGCUGCGUUAUUGCGAUACAUCCAUUGUGUUCCUCUAGAGGGCGCUGCGGGUUAAGAACAUUUAAAUGAGGGCGAGAGCGUGCACUCACGAAGUCUUGUGGGCGGGGCUCGAUUGUGGUCACGUGAUCCUAGUUGGCGCCUGUGAUUAGUAACUAGAGUUCUCGCACUGGUGCUAGUGGGUUUGUUACACAAAAACAUCAUGUUUUUUCUCACUUAUAAGUACGAAUAUUGAGCGAAGCUUUUAUGAGUGUAUAUUUAUUAUAUUUCCAUAUAGAUUUACACCGCACAACAAGUCUUAUGGACAGUUUUAGCAUCGAGUCCUUUGGUGGCGCUUCCGGUGAGUACUUCUCGCCCCCUGUUGGUCGUUAUGUUAAACUGCACGCAAUAGAACUGAAUACAGAGUGGGAGGGCUGGCCGUUGAGUCGCUCACUGUGGCAGUGAAAGUAGGGUGGGCAGGCUGGCUGUUAAAGAACGUGCCUUGCGCCUCAGGACCCCUCCUCUCUUCGCUACGGCGCUUUUCGCCCGUUGUUCGCGAAACGUGAGGCCCUUUGGAAGAACUCCGGUCCAUCUUACCUUCCCUUUCCCGGUGAUACGAUUUAAAGGAAGACCCUGUCUAAUAUCAAACACAUUGGAUUAGUAUUAUACUAUUAUUUUUUAAUUGACCGACGUUAUAUUAACGGCUCCGGCCAUGGCAGCCAGCGCGAAGCGAAAGCAGGAGGAAAAACACCUGAAGAUGCUGCGGGAAAUGACGAGUUUGGCGCCCAACCGAAAGUGCUUCGAUUGCGAUCAGCGCGGCCCGACCUACGCCAACAUGACCGUGGGCUCGUUCGUCUGCACGUCUUGCUCAGGCAUCCUACGAGGCCUGAAUCCCCCCCACAGAGUGAAGUCCAUCUCCAUGACAACCUUCACGCUACAGGAAAUAGAAUUUCUACAGAAGCAUGGAAAUGAGGUAUGUAAACCGAUAUGGCUCGGACUUUAUGAUGACAGAAACUUGGCCGUCCCAGACUUUAGAGAACCUCAGAAAGUCAAAGAGUUUCUUCAGGACAAAUACGAAAAGAAGCGAUGGUAUGUUCCUCCAGAGCAGGCUAAGACGGUGACGUCGGUUCAUGCGUCUGUCUCUGGUUCAUCUGCUAGCAGCACCAGCAGCACUCCAGAGGUCCGACCUCUCAAAACAUUACUGGGGGAAUCAGUACCCACUUUACACCUCAACAAAAACACACCUAGCCAGUCUCCGGUUGUGUCACGCACUCAGCUGACCCAUCAGCAGCAUCAGGACAGGAAGUUCGAUCUGCUCAGCGAUCUAGGUGGCGACAUUUUUGCGGCUCCGCACUCGCAGUCCACAGGCAAGGCAAACUUUGCCAACUUUGCACAUUUCAACAGUCAUUCAGCAGUGCAGAAUGUGAAUUCUAAUGCAGAGUUUGCGAAUUUUGAUGCGUUCAAUAGUUCUGCUGCUCCAAACACAGCAACAUUUCCAUCAGCUCCACAAGCCCCAUUUCAGCCUGCUCAACCAGUAUACAGCAGUCUCCCAUUUAGUCACAGUGUGGGCGAGUUUACCUCAUCGCUGCCUCCACUGGCCAUGCACAGUAGCUCAUCAGGACUAGCUAAUGCCAACUUUGCAAACUUCGAUAACUUCCCCAAAUCGUGCAGUGCUGAUUUCGCCUCAUUUAGCUCCACCCAGAGUAACUCCGUGGGAGAGGGGCAUAAAGUGGAAGCAUUCAGCGUCCCUGCAGACCGAUACGCAGCCCUCGCCACCCUCGACAACGUGUUCGGCAGCAAACCUGAGCAAGGCACAAGUUCAGCCCCUCCAUCAGCAGGUGUGGGUCCACAGGCGGCUCUGUUGUUCGGCAAUCGCUACGCUGCUCUUGCUGAACUGGACAACGUCUUUAGUUCCUCCGCACCAAACGUGAGCGGCUACAACACUGCCACCACAGCACAAGGGUCUGUGUUUGGAUCCUCUACGGGUGUUCCUCCAGUUCAAGCGCAACAGGGUUUACCCAGCAUGCCUCAGGGUUUUGGAGGGCCUUCGACGAAUCCAUUCGUCGCUCCUGGGGCCCCACAGGCCGCUCCCACUAAUCCGUUCCAGACCAAUGGAAGAGCAGCAGUACCAGGAGUGGGUGUGGUCACAGCGGACAUGUUAGGACCCCUGCAGGGUCAGGCUUACCCUGCGGCCCACUUCGCCUCUUUCGGCCCACCGUCCAUGAGCAUGCCGACUGGGUUUGGGAAUGCUGCUGCAUACAACCUUCCCACCAGCUUCAGUGGAAACUUCCAGCAAGCAUUUCCUGGACAGCCGUUCGCCCAGCAGCACCCGUAUCCCCAACAACCCAACGGAGGUUUUGCUGCAUUUGGUCAGGCUAAAGUCACUCCGUUUGGACAGAACAUGACUGCGCCUGGAGUAACCAACAAUCCCUUCCUGGCAGGGGCACCAGCAGCACAGUUUCCUGCAGGAGGCUCAUCCUCAAACCCCUUCUUAUAGCGCGCCUUUGUCCUCUGCUCCUCCGGUGGGCGACCUGCGACUCGUUCGCACCUCUUGCACUGUUUUGUUUCUCAAGUAGCUUUAAAAAAAAUAUAUAUAUCAAUUUCCUAAAGAAAUUUUUUAUUGAAUUUUAAGAGCAGAAGACUGAAAAAAAACAGCAAAGGAAUAGAUACAUGAUCCUGUCUAUGGCACAUCCAUAGUAACAGAAACCAAAACAUGUUGCAGGGUUGUAUGAAGAAAAGGAGCUUUUUUUUUUAUUUUUUAACCAUGCUCCUUUUGUCAUUCCCGUGAACUGGCCUGACCUGGAAAUCAUCUGCACGACUUGGUGGAUUACUAAAUUAUUGCAAACCUCCCGUUCAUGUUAAUGCUGCAAUUCUGUACAUAAUUCUUUCAUAGAAAUUGCUCAUUUUUAGGUCUUUGUGCAUAUCAGUAUUUGUAUCUUUAACACACAUACAUGCGUACACGCACACACACACACUGCAUAUACAGCGCUGACGUCCGCCAUGCUGUGAAUAACAUUACGCAAGAAUGUGGAAUCUCUUUUUGACAUCAUACUGUCGUCUUUUAGUGCUUUUGGAGUUUCUGAGAAUAAGGCAAAAACAUUGUUUUUCCGUUAUGAGGAGUUAAAACUACAAGACUCUUUUAGAAUGUCAACUCCUGAACUCGUGAGACUCUGACUCAAGACCACUUAUGUUACAGAAAUCUAUUAAUAUAAAUAUAUAUACAAUAUAUAUAACAAUGAAUUUUACCUAAAUCAUGUGUGAUG